AUGUCUGCUCCACGCCGUAAUGGACAGUUAUCAUCCUGUGAGCCUUGCAGGAAGUCUAAGCUCCGAUGCGAUCACUCGGCUCCAGUAUGUAACCGAUGCGUCCGACGGGGUAAAUCGGACCUCUGUGUUUACCACCCAGCUCCGCUCACUAAGCCGCGCGAAUUAUCACGACCAUUGAAGGCCACCAAGAUAGCAACCAAGGAACAAACGCUGGUGCCUGCAAAGACCCUGACAUGGGAUAGUCUGGGCGCUUCAUCUCCAGUGACUGUGUUAGGGUCAGCGGCAUUUCCCAGUCCGUCGAAGCCUCCAUUCUCAGGAUCGGGGUUCCUGGGUCCCACCAGUUACUCUGGUGCUUUCAGCAAUAGUGAGCUUGAUGUAGUGGACUUUCCUUCAUCCACAAAAUCCACCCCUAUCGACCCUCAGCAGGUGGCACGGGGUGCCCAGGUACUCUUUCUGUUAGAGCAUCUACCGUUGUAUGCCGAAAUUUCAGAGAAGCGCUUUGCGAUUUCGACGGGAUGGGUUUUCGGUAUCCAACUGAUGGAUCAGUUGUUCAAGGUCCUAGGAGAGGUUUACCGCAAUGCAAUCCAGGGCUCGGGAAACAAGUAUGCGCGCCUUCUGGAUCUCUCCAGGGCCUUUUUUAAGAAUACAUUGACUCCUAUCGUGACCCAUGACUCGAUGACGUUGGCGGAAUACUUCUCGUUGGCAUCGCCGCGCUGGGAAAUGUUAUCUUUACUCUUCAGCUUUGCUGGCACAGCAACAUAUCAAAUACCACCGCAUAGUCUGGGAUUGGAGCAUCAGGAUGAAAUCACGAGCAAAGAAGGAUUGCGACAAAUAUGCAUGCAGGCAAGCCAGACAUGUCUGCAGUUUUGCAAUCAUUUAGGGACCCUCAGUGACCCUUUGUCGUGGGCUAUGCUUCAGCAUGCAAUUUAUCUAUCGCAUAUGCAUGGCAGUAGCGAUCACAGAACAUGGCAAAUGCUCGGAGAUAUCACGACCACAGUUUUUGCACUCGGACUGCACCAACCCGAUACCGAUACCACAGCUCCAUUCUUUUUGAAGGAGACCCGGAAAAGAACGAUGGUUGGGGCAUAUGCGCUUGACAAAGAGCUUGCAACAUUCCUAGGCAGGCCCCCACGGAUAUGUUGGCGUUAUUGCAAUAUCCAAUACCCAUUGGACAUGAGCCACGAGGAAAUUGUUGCCGAACCCGCUAUAAGAGACGCAGCUAUUGCACGCUUAGAUCCCGAAGGCUGGAAUAUCGACGGCCGCAUCGACAUGGGAGCCAACGCUCGAGCCGGACUGGCUGCUAGUAUCGAUAAAGAGAACGCGUUGGAAAUAUCACUCAGUAACAGGCUAGACGGAUUAGAAGAAAAGGUUCAAAAUGCUUGCAAAAAGUCAGACGAACUACGACGCAGUCUACCUGCAUGCCUACAGUGGACAGAGGAUAAAACAGAUCCGCAAGUUGCGUCUUAUCACGUGGAAUUUCUUUACCACGAGUUCCUGCUAUUGCAGACCCUCUACAAACGGGUUGGAAAGGGUAUUGAUGCUUUCGCCAAUAAGGCUUUGGAAAUCAUUAGCACCCUACUGCAUAUGGUAUCAUUGGAGACACGCUCAGGCCGAGUCCACCCAAGCGUCAUCUUGGAUCUCUGUUACAUCGGCCUCCCUGCCGCCGGUACGCUUUGCACCGAACUUCUGCGACGAUCACAGCCCCAGACUAGCGUAGCCACCGCAUCACAAACACCGUUUCCCCGUUCCGACAUCAUACAAAAGUUGAGCGUGUUUGUCGCGCAGUUGAAAACCUUCUCUCGCCAACAAGAGGGUGACUACGAGAUCUGCAUCAAGGGGCAGAAGAUUAUCUCUCAAGCACUAGAUCGGGUUCUCUCACCAGCACCGGUAGGCGUGGUAGCUUCUAGUGACAUCUCUUUGGAUACUGAGGCACCAGGAGGUGAUAUUGGAGAUAAUGAUUUUAUGGCAUUUUUGGAGACGUUUGACUGGGAGCAAGAGAUGAGGUUGACUUUUGGAUGUUGA
Aspergillus vadensis CBS 113365 is the source of this 2022-nucleotide messenger RNA. RefSeq names its product putative chromatin structure remodeling complex protein RSC3. Bases 1 to 2022 code for a protein of 673 amino acids. Gene Ontology annotation, cellular component: nucleus. The record is from RefSeq and is a predicted model, not a curated record. Gene Ontology annotation, biological process: regulation of DNA-templated transcription; DNA-templated transcription. The transcript has 4 exons. Gene Ontology annotation, molecular function: DNA-binding transcription factor activity, RNA polymerase II-specific; zinc ion binding; DNA binding. NCBI's taxonomy places the organism in Eukaryota, Fungi, Ascomycota, Eurotiomycetes, Eurotiales, Aspergillaceae.